AUGUUCUCCGCUUUGGUUUUGAUAUCACUGGUGCUUGUUCCAGGUCUAGUCAUAUCCCAGCUCUUGUUGAAUUACUUCACUCCUGGGCUUGGACAAAUCCCUGGUCCUGUUCUGGCACGAUUUACCGACUUAUGGCGUUUCGUCGACGCAUGCCUAGGGCAUCGUGAGCAAACGAUUCUGCGACUGCACCAAAAAUACGGCCCAGUCGUGCGGAUAGGCCCAAACUGUGUAACAGUCGCGGAUCCUGACGCCCUCGAUUUGAUCCUAGGACUCAAAAGCAAUCUGGACAAGAGCGACCAUGUCAAGCCCAUGCAAAAUCCAGUCGAGGGUGAAGUCCUUCCCAUGCUCAUCGCAGCAAUUGAUUCAAAAGUCCAUGCCCAGCGAAAACGACCGAUCGCGGGUGCCUUUUCCAUGAGCACGCUCCUCGGUUACGAAAACAUUGUAGACGAAAACAUCAAUAUGCUCACUCGUCGGCUGAGAGAAGAGUAUGUCGAAGGCGGAAGUCACCAAGUAUGCUCCAUCGACAAAUGGAUGCAUUGGUUCUCCUUCGAUCUCAUCGGACAGGCCACUUUCAGCAAACGCUUUGGAUUUCUCGACACCGCAAAAGACAUCAACAACAUGAUGUUCACCCUGGACUUGCAAUUUCUAUAUAUUGGCACAGUCGGAUUCAUGCCAUGGAUCGACUACUUGCUCCUAAAGAACCCUCUGCUACUGGCUCUGACCAAGACCCCAAACCAUCUAGUUUCAUUCACCAAUGAGCGAAUCCGGAGGCGGGCCAAUGGGGAAGAAAAGGGUGACUUGGAAAAGCCGGACUUUCUUUCAAGGUUCCUUGACGCACAAAAGCAACAUCCAGACGUGGUCUCAGAUUUGCAGGUAAAAGCCUACGCCAGUACUAAUGUACUGGCGGCCUCCGACACCACCGGAGCUGCUCUGUCGACUAUUCUGAUGUUCGUCCUACGGCAUCCAAACGUGAUGAGCAAACUGCAGAAGGAACUUGAUGAAAAUGAUUUGACUUAUCCACCUCAGUAUAGCGAGGCGAAAAAGCUGCCCUACCUCGACGCGGUUAUCACGGAAGCACUUCGUAUCCACCCCACUGUUGCGAUCGAGCUGGAGCGUAAAGUUGGUGCUGGCGGCCUGGUGCUCCCUACUGGGCAGGAAUUGCCACCAGGUACCAUUGUGGGGGUGAAUGCAUGGCCCGUUCAUCGCAACCAGGAUGUUUUUGGCAAGGACACUGACACAUUCAAUCCGGAUCGCUGGCUGCGACGAGCCGACGAACCUGAGGCUGAAUUCACGGAGAGAAUUCGAGCCAUGCAAAGAAAGUUCAUCGAAUUCGGCUAUGGGCCGCGAGCUUGUAUAGGCAAGCACAUUGCUUUGCUUGAAUUGUAUAAGCUAAUCUCAACCCUGUUUGGGCUUUUUGACGUAAGUGGAUUUCCCUCCAUCUUCAUCCCCGUAGCAGCAACUAAUGCGGGCAUUAUAGCUUAG
This is a messenger RNA of Exophiala aquamarina CBS 119918, 1482 nucleotides long. RefSeq lists its product as uncharacterized. Bases 1 to 1482 code for a protein of 493 amino acids. The record is from RefSeq and is a predicted model, not a curated record. NCBI's taxonomy places the organism in Eukaryota, Fungi, Ascomycota, Eurotiomycetes, Chaetothyriales, Herpotrichiellaceae. The transcript has a single exon. Gene Ontology annotation, molecular function: monooxygenase activity; heme binding; iron ion binding.